Molecule: messenger RNA, 1786 nt
Organism: Ahaetulla prasina
Lineage: Eukaryota; Metazoa; Chordata; Lepidosauria; Squamata; Colubridae
Product: interferon-inducible GTPase 5-like
Exons: 3
Coding region: 424-1722 (432 amino acids)
Cellular component (GO): membrane
Molecular function (GO): GTP binding; GTPase activity
Source: RefSeq, a predicted model, not a curated record
GAAUUGGGUCCAAGUUGACUUGAGAUCCCGUGGCCUCCAUGCAACCCAUGGAUUUGACCCAGGUUGUCGUAGACACUCAAGAUCUUUGCAAAGACGAUGGGCCCAUUCAAAUGGUUCCCCACAGUUGCCUGAGGAACCGUGAGGGUUUUCUGAAGAUCCUUGGAGCAGAAACAAAUCACACACAAAUGUGGUCUGUUCAGAUUUGAUGGCAUCUCGUUGAAACGAAUGUUUCAUUUUCCCAAUGGACACAUAACUGUACUUUUCUGUACUUGUACAAUCUCUCAUCAGCCUAAAGAAGAAGAAAAGACUCCUUUUGUUGUCUCUGGGUGUUGUUGCCCUUUUAAUUUCUGCAGAAACAACUUGAACUGAAAGAGGAGAAAGAAGGAGGCACCCUGUGGAUAGAGGGAGAGAAAAAAAAAGACCAUGGCUGAAAGUGACCCAAAAAAUCUACCUGGGAGCAGUUCCGGACAUGAUUAUGGUACAUUUGGAUCCUCACGUAGGAAAAAAUUUGAGGCAGCUAUUUCUGAAGGGAAGCUCACUGAGGCCCUCUCUUACAUUCUAGACCAACCGAGCAAGUCGUUUGAAGAUUUUCCUCUCCACGUUGCUGUGGUAGGAGAACCAGAUGCCGGGAAGUCCUCCUUCAUCAACACCGUGCAGAGCCCUUAUCUGGAUGAGCCCGAUGAAGCUGCGGCCGAUGUUUCUACAAAAACAGACGUCCCAGAUCGCACAAAGGUAGAAUUUGGUCAGGUCAAAUUUUCAGAGAUCACAUGGAACAAAGAAUUACUUCGGGCGGAAGAUGCCGAUGGCAAGGAGGUAGACUUAAAGGACUUCCAUUACUUCAUCAUAGUAGGCCCCCGGAUUUUCCAGGCCAUUCCUUGGGACCUUGCGCUUAAGAUCCAAAAAAUGGACAAAGAGUUUUCUCUGGUUCAAACGAAGGCAGACCUGCAGUUGGAGGAAGCUAAGAAGCUACAACCAUCUAAGGAUGGUGAGGAGGAUCUCUUCCUCCCCGUAGAUUCCUGCAGGGAGUCCUUGAGAAAUAAAGGGGUGAAAGAACCUCACGUCUUUGCCGUUUCCAACAAGGAGCCCCGCCGCUUUGAUUUCCCCUCUCUGCGGGAAACCUUGACGAGCGAGUUCUUGUGGAAGAAGAUUCUUGCUGUCCUUUCUCCUAUUUUGGAAAGGAAGGUGGGCAAAAUGAAGAAAAACAGCUGGUUGCUCACGGUUCUGUCCGGAUUUAUAGCUGGGAUCCCCAUCCCAGGAAUUGCAUUCGUAGGGGGGCUUAUCAUCCUCUUUAGAUUUGGUUCCUGGUGCCGCCGUAAAUUUGGCGUGGAUGACACGUCUCUCUCCAAACUUGCCAAGUUCAUUAAAGUGGUCCUCCCACACCUGAAAUCGAUGGUGACCUCCCAGUCCAAAAAGAAAAUGGUUUUACAGAGGCUGCCAGAUUCCCUGGGAUCGUCAGUGAUGCUUGCAGAAUAUUUCUACUGGGACCGUUUCCCCAUCAUCGGCUGCAUAUUGUCGGUAGUAAUUUCACUUGUUUCCUCUUUCUUCACCCUGAAGAAACUUCCGUCAGAUGUUAAGAAAGACACCCAGAAUAUUGUAAUUGCAGCUAUCAAACCGAAGAAGACAGACCCUGAAAAUUCAAAAACUAUUAUUGACCUGAGAAUAUUAAAAAAAAUGCCAGCUUUCAAAUCCUUGGAUGCAGUUCCAAAAAUUACUGCAGAUUGAGGGCUGUUGUUUUUAGGAAUAACCAGGGGUGGGCUGCUGGGGGUUUGGGAGAACCCCUAGCUAA